AAAUGGGAUUUCAAAAUCACAAACUUCUUUCAUAUAUGAACACAAGGCCAGGAGCACAUGUGGAAUAGUAAAGUUGAAGGGAACUUGGAUAGUAGUUUGGCAAGAUGCUAUGAGUAGAUUAGGCUAGGUUGGUAAAGAGAGACAGGAAAUGGCUGAGUCAGUGCUUUGGGCCUCCAUUAGAAUGUAAUCCAUGGUGUUGAAGGUUUGUUGUUGAAAAUGCCUUACUGAGGCACCUCUUCAUGAUACCUACUCUCCUCACAGCAUUGUGGCAGGGCACUGCAGAGAGCAUCUGUCAGCCAGAGGGGCACUGGGACUUUCUCAUCCUGUUCUACCGUAUUAAUAGCUGGGAGCUUUUGAAAGGGACAAGAGAAAGGUGGGAUAGUAACAUCUUUCUUAGAAGAAUUGACUUCUUUUCCUGAAAGUGAUGAAUAUACAGCAGAUAACUGCAUGGAAGGGAUAAUAAUCAGAUGGCUACCUUCUACAUUUUUUAUUAGGAAACAAAGUCCAUUGUAAAAGUCUGUGUUGAUCUUGAAAAUAGAAGCAUUUUUAAGAGUUAAAUUUCCACAAGAACUCUACCAUCUCCUUUUGGAUCUGAAGACUGGGGGACAAUGGAUAUCAUAGAAACAGCAAAACUUGAGGAACAUUUGGAAAAUCAGACCAAUGAUCCUACAAUCACUUACACAAGACCUGCUGAACCUGUUGAAGAAGAAAGCAAAAAUGGCAAUGGUAAACCUAAGAGCUUAUCUAAUGGGUUGCGAAAAGGCACCAAAAAGUACCCAGACUAUAUUCAAAUUGCUAUGCCCACUGAAUCGAGGAACAAAUUUCCCCUUGAGUGGUGGAAAACAGGCAUUGCCUUUGUGUAUGCGCUCUUCAACCUAGUCUUGACAACUGUCAUGAUCACAGUUGUGCACGAGAGGGUCCCUCCCAAGGAGCUCAGCCCUCCACUCCCAGACAAGUUUUUUGAUUACAUUGAUCGAGUGAAAUGGGCAUUUUCUGUAUCAGAAAUAAAUGGGAUUAUAUUAGUUGGAUUAUGGAUCACCCAGUGGCUGUUUCUGAGAUACAAGUCAAUAGUGGGGCGCAGAUUCUUUUUUAUCAUUGGGACUUUAUACCUGUAUCGCUGUAUUACCAUGUAUGUUACUACUCUACCUGUGCCUGGAAUGCAUUUCCAGUGUGCUCCAAAGCUCAAUGGAGACUCUCAUGCAAAAGUACAACGGAUUCUACGGUUGAUUUCUGGUGGUGGAUUGUCCAUUACUGGAUCACAUAUCUUAUGUGGAGACUUCCUCUUCAGCGGUCACACCGUUGUGCUGACACUUACCUAUUUGUUCAUCAAAGAAUAUUCGCCUCGUCACUUCUGGUGGUAUCAUUUAAUCUGCUGGCUGCUGAGUGCUGCCGGGAUCAUCUGCAUUCUUGUAGCACAUGAACACUAUACUGUCGAUGUGAUCAUUGCUUAUUAUAUCACAACACGGCUGUUUUGGUGGUAUCACUCAAUGGCCAAUGAAAAGAACUUGAAGGUCUCCUCACAAACUAAUUUCUUGUCUCGGGCAUGGUGGUUCCCCAUCUUUUAUUUUUUUGAGAAAAAUGUACAAGGCUCAAUUCCUUGCUGCUUCUCCUGGCCACUGUCAUGGCCUCCUGGCUGCUUCAAAUCAUCGUGCAAAAAGUAUUCACGGGUUCAGAAGAUCGGUGAAGAUAAUGAAAAAUCUACCUGAGGAGCAAAACAAAGGCAUCAGCUCUUACACCAAAAGAGUUAACGCUGUAACCAAAGGUAUAGUUUUGUUUUAUUUUAGGACAACUGAGUGACAAAUGAAGAAGUGGACCAAAUUUUGAUGAGAAAGAUGAACAAAGUAUUACCCUUGACUGCUUUUUUAAAUUUUAAUUCAUUCUGAGAAAGAUAUACUCCCCUGCAGCUCCUUAUUCAUUGGUGACAAGCCCCCUACCUGGCAUUUUACAAAUAGAGUUUGUUAAAGAGGUGCCAAAAAAAUAUUACUUUUUUCACUAUUCUUUCUCCAUCACAACCCUCUACUUCAGAAUUUUUUCAGGAUUGUUUCCUCCCAACGUCAGAAGAAUUUGUUAAUGCUUUAAAUAAAAUAAUCUGGAUAUAUA
Messenger RNA from Carlito syrichta (Philippine tarsier), 2100 nucleotides. It is a transcript of the gene SGMS2, whose product is annotated as sphingomyelin synthase 2. Gene Ontology annotation, cellular component: Golgi membrane; endoplasmic reticulum membrane. Gene Ontology annotation, molecular function: ceramide cholinephosphotransferase activity; sphingomyelin synthase activity. The transcript has 6 exons. Gene Ontology annotation, biological process: ceramide biosynthetic process; sphingomyelin biosynthetic process. Lineage: Eukaryota; Metazoa; Chordata; Mammalia; Primates; Tarsiidae. Bases 609 to 1706 code for a protein of 365 amino acids. The record is from RefSeq and is a predicted model, not a curated record.